This is a messenger RNA of Perognathus longimembris pacificus (Pacific pocket mouse), 2458 nucleotides long. It is a transcript of the gene Ric8a, whose product is annotated as RIC8 guanine nucleotide exchange factor A. NCBI's taxonomy places the organism in Eukaryota, Metazoa, Chordata, Mammalia, Rodentia, Heteromyidae. The record is from RefSeq and is a predicted model, not a curated record. Bases 102 to 1694 code for a protein of 530 amino acids. The transcript has 10 exons. Gene Ontology annotation, biological process: G protein-coupled receptor signaling pathway. Gene Ontology annotation, molecular function: guanyl-nucleotide exchange factor activity; G-protein alpha-subunit binding. Gene Ontology annotation, cellular component: cytoplasm; plasma membrane.
AUCCCUCGCGCCGGGCGCGGCUUCCGGGCCCGGGUGGAGCCGUCGGGCUUGUCUGCUGACUUUUUCCCAGCCAGAGUUCGGGGCGCGGCGUCUCGGGGGCGAUGGAUCCCCGGGCGGUUGCAGAUGCUAUGGAGACAGGAGAGGAAGGCGUGAUUCUCGAAGCUCUGCGGUCGUACAACCGGGAGCACUCCCAGAGCUUCACCUUUGAUGACGCCCAGCUGGAGGACCGGAAGAGACUCGCAAAGCUGCUGGUCUGCGUCCUGGAGCAGGGCUUGCCGCCCUCACACCGUGUCACCUGGCUGCAGACUGUCCGUAUCCUUUCCCGGGACCGCGGCUGCCUGGAGCCGUUUGCCAGCCACCAGAGCAUACAUGCAUUAGCUUGCUAUGCUGACAUAUCUGCCUCUGAGAGGCCUAUCCCAGAGUCCACAGACAUGGGUGUCACACUUGAGGCCCUCAAGUGCCUGUGCAACCUCGUGCUCAGCAGCCCCGCGGCACAGAUGGUGGCAGCAGAGGCCAACCUGGUGGUGAGGCUCACAGAGCGUGUGGGACUUUACCAAAAGAUGAGCUUCCCCCAUGAUGUCCAGUUCUUUGACCUGCGGCUCCUCUUCCUGCUAACAGCGCUCCGCACUGAUGUGCGCCAGCAGCUGUUUCAGGAGCUGCAGGGUGUGCGUCUGCUGACCAAGACGCUGGAGCUAACGCUAGGAGUGACCCCUGAAGUGAGGCCCCCCGAGUUCCUUCCUCCCCAAGAGACUGAGCGAGCAAUGGAGAUCCUCAAAGUGCUCUUCAAUAUCACCUUUGAGUCCAUAAAGAGGGAAGUGGAUGAGGAAGAUAAUGCCCUUUACCAGUACCUGGGGACCCUUCUACGACACUGUGUGAUGGUUGCUGCUGCUGGAGACCGCACAGAGGAGUUCCAUGGGCACACAGUGAAUCUCCUGGGGAACUUGCCCCUCAAGUGUUUAGACAUCCUUCUCACCCUGGAGCUGCAUGAGGGCUCCUUGGAGUUCAUGGGAGUGAACAUGGAUGUGAUCAGUGCACUCCUUGCUUUCCUAGAGAAGCGCCUGCACCAGACCCACAGGCUCAAGGAGAGUGUGGCUCCUGUACUGAGUGUGCUGACCGAGUGUGCCCGCAUGCACCGUCCAGUCAGGAAGUUCCUGAAGGCCCAGGUGCUGCCCCCUCUUCGGGAUGUAAGGACCCGACCUGAGGUGGGGGACCUGCUUCGGAACAAGCUUGUCCGCCUUAUGACACACUUGGACACAGAUGUGAAGCGAGUAGCUGCUGAGUUCCUCUUUGUCCUGUGCUCAGAGAGUGUGCCCCGGUUCAUCAAGUAUACAGGCUAUGGAAAUGCUGCAGGCCUCUUGGCUGCCAGGGGCCUCAUGGCAGGGGGCCGGCCCGAAGGUCAGUACUCAGAGGAUGAGGACACAGACACCGAUGAGUACAAGGAAGCCAAGUCCAGCAUCAACCCAGUGACCGGGAGGGUGGAAGAGAAGCCUCCCAACCCUAUGGAGGGCAUGACAGAGGAGCAGAAGGAGCAUGAGGCCAUGAAGCUGGUGAACAUGUUUGACAAGCUUUCCAGGCACAGAGUCAUCCAGCCCAUGGGGAUGAGUCCCCGGGGUCACCUGACAUCCCUGCAGGACGCGAUGUGUGAAACCAUGGAGGAGCACCUCUCCUCAGACCCUGACUCUGACCCCGACUGACGACAGUGUGUCUCUGCCUCUUCCUGAACUGGUGCUGCUUCCAGAGACACCCUCAGUGCCACCUGGGGAAGCCACACACUCCUGUAUCUGGGGACCCCUCCCCCCUUCUUUCUAUUCUCCAAGUUCUGUCUUGUGAUUUGCCUCUGGUUCAGUUUCUUGCCUAGGACUGUGAUGGUCUUGUCCUGCUGUAAGUGGGGAAACCAGCUUUUCCACAUGCAAAGGUAUUUUCUGUCACAUGUCAAUGCAGAGGCUGCUGCAAGGCAGGGCUUCUUGGUCAGAGAUGUCACAGACUAGUAUGUGUGGGGAAGGGUGGUACUGAGCUGGGAACUCAAAUGCAAAAACAUCUGAGGUUUGUUGGCCUAGAGCUAAUGUGUUGGGGGCAUGUGAUAGGUUUUAUACAGGGGAAAGGGUCUGCUAGAACUGUAUAGCUAGUGUUCAGUAACAGAGGAAGGCAUGUGCUAUUGUUCCUGCUUCCUCAACCCCUUGCUCCACUCAGCACCAGGGCUGUUGGCCUCUUCUGUACUUUCUGUCCUGGCUCAGCCACCCUAUUGGUUGUGACAAAUAGAUCAACUCUACCCACUGAUUUUAGACUAAAAACUCACAUGAAAGAAAAUGCCCUCGUGAAACUAUAAACUGAAAUCUUUGUACUUGAGGGGUAUGGAAUAAAGAUGAGUUUGGGGCAGGACCAUGUGUGUGAGUAUCUGUGUAAAAUAGUUAAACAUGGUGAUACUAAGUAAAAAUAUAAGCUAGUUUUAUUCUCAGAA